Molecule: messenger RNA, 315 nt
Organism: Porites lobata
Lineage: Eukaryota; Metazoa; Cnidaria; Anthozoa; Scleractinia; Poritidae
Source: the annotation of a GenBank genome assembly
AUGCUUAACAUAUCCUGGAGACAACAUCCAACCAAACUGCAGCUUCAUGGACCCAUCCCUGACAUUUCUACAAUCUUACGUGAACGAAGAAUGCACUUUGCAGGUCACUGCUGGCGAGCAAAACAAGAACUCGCAAUCGAUCUACCUCUCUGGUCACCUAACCAUGGUAAAAGGCGGGUUGGUCGCCCUGCAAUCACCUACAUCUGCCAACUCUGUAGAGACGCGGGAUUCCUUCCAAACGACCUCCCUGCUUUGUUGCAGGACCGUGGUGGACGGAGUGAUAGACUCAUGAAUGCCUCAGCUAGCUCGACCUGA